Saprolegnia parasitica CBS 223.65 is the source of this 252-nucleotide messenger RNA. RefSeq lists its product as hypothetical. The transcript has a single exon. Lineage: Eukaryota; Oomycota; Saprolegniomycetes; Saprolegniales; Saprolegniaceae. The annotation marks the transcript as partial. The record is from RefSeq and is a predicted model, not a curated record. Gene Ontology annotation, cellular component: lysosome. Gene Ontology annotation, molecular function: cysteine-type endopeptidase activity.
GCCGGCAACGACGUGUGGCAGUACUACAGCGGCGGCGUCGUGACGGCGUGUCCCGGCGCGCAGUCGGACCACGCAGUCAUCGCCGUCGGCUACGGCACUACGUCCAGCGGCACCAACUACUUCAAGGUGCGCAACUCGUGGGGCGCGUCGUGGGGCGAGGCUGGCUACAUCCGCCUCCAGCGCGGCGUUGGUGGCAAGGGCAUGUGCAACGUCGCCGAAAUGCCCGCGUACCCCAAGAUCGUCAAGGCGUAA